AUGUACCAAGAAUUCCGAAAAAACAUCAGAAACCUCAAAGGUCUCACAAUUCAAGAACUCCCUGAGUUCGUCGUGAAAGGCUUAGCAGACUCUCGCCCAUUAAGUACAAAACGAUGCCAGCACGAUUAUAGCUGUGAGACCAUAAAAAGAACAGGAGAUCUUCCAGAAUCUUUACUAGAAAAAUUAUAUCCAUUUCAACAAGAAGGCGUACAAUUUGCUUUACAACACUAUGGAAGAGUUCUUAUAGGCGAUGAAAUGGGUGUCGGAAAAACUAUACAAGGGGUAGCUAUAGCAGCUGCUUAUAGGGAUGAGUGGCCUGUCCUUGUAGUAUGCCCUGCUUCUAUUAAGCUAAAUUGGAGAGAUGAGUUUAUGAAAUGGAUCCCUGACCUAGAAAGAAAAGAUUUUUACCUUUUGCAAAGCAAAAGGACCAUGAAAAACUCUGCGAUUGUCUGGAUUGCGUCAUAUACGAUGGCCACUCAUUUAGAAACUUUUCUGAAUUCGAAGUAUUUUAAUGUGGUGAUUGCUGAUGAGUCUCAUUAUUUAAAAAACUACAACGCAAAAAGGACGAAAUGCUUGCUUCCUUUCCUGCAGAAAGCUAAAAGAGUGAUUUUGCUUACUCCCCCCAUCUUUGAUCGAACGAUUGACUGUAAAAAAUACCCAUCCUUGAUCGAACGAUUUUCAUAUCAUGCAAAUUUUUAUAUAUAUAUAAAAAUAUAUAAGUUAUCAAAAGCUUGGGAGAUGCGCCUAAUGAAGUUGUUGUCAGAGGCUUUGAGACGACAAAAAGCUACGGAACCAGCCACCCGAAGUACUUUAGUCAUCAACCUGGGCUUAAAAAAACUCAAUAGUCUAAAAAAUAGAGAUUCUUCAAAAUUUAAAAUUUUUAAUUCAGUAAGAAACAAAUUAAAAUUUUAUACAGUUUAAAGGGGCAACGAAAAAAUCAAAAUAUUAAAAAUUGGUAUAUAAAAUUAAUUCAAUUUUUGCUGUAAAAAUAAUUAUUAAAUACUCUUAACCCUCUUAUUUAAAAGUAUAUAAAAAAAAACCAUAUAUUUUUUAUUUUAUAUAUAAAUUUUUUUUUCCCAAAAAAUUGUUUUAAACCCCUCCCUUGAUCGAACGAUGGCGAGCCGUUCGAUCAAGGAUAGGGGGGAGUUAGUGGGACUCCUGUUAUGUCAAGGCCUGCUGAAUUGUUUACACAGCUUUCUUGCAUUAGGCCAGAUAUAUUUUACAGUUUCCGAGUUUUCGCUGAAAGGUAUUGUGACCCCAAAAUAUUAUUUACUCAUACAGACUAUUCAGGGGCUUCUAAUAUAAAAGAACUCCAUACUUUAUUAUCAAACACCGUCAUGAUCCGUCGGCUUAAAUCUGAUGUUUUGCGUCAACUCCCUGCCAAGCUACGUCAAAAAGUCGAAAUCCCGGUCGUUAACGAACACUGCAGAAGCAUUAGAAAACUUUAUUAUGAAGUCAAAAGAAAGAAAAAUUAUUUCAGAGAGGUCAACCAAGAUGUAUGUGGACUAGAAGCUGAAGCAGCUGCCAAGAAAAUGGAAAGCGACAUGUUUAUGUCAAGAGCUUACAGUUUGACUGCUAAAGCUAAAAUGAAAGGGGUAUGCGAGUAUGUAAGUUAUUUAAUCCAAAGUGACUGCAAGUUCAUUAUAUUUGGACAUCAUAUUGAUAUGCUUGAUAUGAUUGAAGAACAAACCAUAAGGGAAAAAGUUAAAUAUAUAAGGAUAGAUGGCAGCACCUCACAGGAGCAUAGGUAUAAAGGUGUAGAAGCGUUUCAAACAAUGACAGAUUGUAGGGUAGCUAUUUUAGGGAUUUUGGCUGCUGGACAAGGUAUCACGCUAACGGCAGCUUCUACUGUGGUGAUGGCUGAAAUGUCGUGGACUCCUGGAGUCAUGAUCCAAGCUGAAGACAGAGCGCACAGAAUUGGCCAAGAAAAAUCAGUCAACAUUCACUAUUUAUUCGGCCCAGGAACGCUUGACGAGUACAUCUGGCCUAAAAUCCAGCACAAGCUUUCAGUCAUAUCUGGAGCUCUCGACAACAAUAAAAACACGGCUUUAGACAGCUUAAUAAACCCUGAAAAUAGGCUCGGCAUGGGUGAUUUUGACGCUUUUAUAGACUCAGAAAUCCCAGAAGACCUUUUUCAAGACGAAAUCGGCGAAAAAAGAACACACGGCGACAUAGAAAGUGACGAGGAAGAAGAAGACGUCGAAGAGCCCACUGGAAAAUGCGACAUUGAAGAAUUUGAUGAAUAA
Blepharisma stoltei is the source of this 2246-nucleotide messenger RNA. The record is from the annotation of a GenBank genome assembly. NCBI's taxonomy places the organism in Eukaryota, Ciliophora, Heterotrichea, Heterotrichida, Blepharismidae.